UCUAGCAAGAGAGAGGACACCUUUUGUGGCAGAGAAUUAUGAAAUCGGAAUUGGAAUUUCGGCUUCGUUAGUUGCCCUCCGUUGGCGUCUACGUGCGGUUGUUUCCCUUCGUCAACUCUUCCGAUUUCGAUUUAUUCAAAGCAAUUUCGAUCAGUGCAACUCGCGAGUGCAUGCCGAGUGAUUUACCUGAUUGAUUUACCCCGAUAUCUGUAGAUAAAAUGUACUUGAUAUGAAUAUGGUGGCAUAUGGUGUGUGAAAAUUCUAAGAAACGCUCAUGUAACAAGUGAAACGUCUUCAAAGAGACCUAUAUAUGAGGGAUACCUUAAAAAAGAGGCAAUUUGAAAUUGAAACUCGAGCUCAACCAACUCCCAAAAGGGUAAAAAACGACAGAAGCAAACGCAGAGGCUAAUUGAGAGGGGAAAAAACUGUGAUAAGCGAAAAGGGUUAGAGCGGGACAAUAUACAAUUUUAAUAAAACUAAAACCCGAAGCAAAUUAAAAAGCAGGCGACGCCAAAUGCGGCACUAAAAGUAAUUAGCGACAGGAGCGGCAGGACGCGGCGCAGUGCAGAAACAAAAACAGAGCUGUAAUAAAUGAUGUUGCAAUCCCUGAAUCUGCAGGCGGAUAAACUGAGUGGAAUUUCAGCAGCAGCAGCGGCAACUGCAACAGCAACGGCUACGGCAGCAGCAACAUUGGAGGCAACUAGCGACCCGGGAGGUGCUACAACAAUGCUAACAACCGCACCUGUUGCCCAUGUUGCUAAUGGCAACAACAGCAAUUCCAACAGCAGCAGCAACAGCAACAAUAGCCCUUUUAGCAAUAACAAUUUAAGUAGCAGCAGCAGCAACAAUAGCCAGCAACAGCAGCAGCAGCAACUUCAGUACGAGUAUUUAGAGAAUCUAACGAGCUCGACCGCAACUUCAGGUGCCAUUGCAGCGACAACAACCUUCACAGGCGCUGCAAAAAGUUUCCAUCCGUAUUUGCGGCCCAACAGCAGCAACGGUAACAGCAACAGCAGCAACAUCACAGCAUUAUCUGCAACAGCAGCAGCCGUAGCGGCAAAAAUGUCGACGACAUUGUUUGAAACACUUUUGCACAACCAAAUAAAUUCCAGCCCCACAGCGCCACCAGCAAUUGCUGCAACAGCAGCAGCAGCAGCAACACCCGGCACCGCAGCAACCGCAACAGCAGCAGCAGCAGCGGGAGCAGCAGCAACUGCCGCAGCAGCGACGUCGAAUUCCAGCAUUAAUUCCAGAACUUCAUUAGGCGAACAGCCCGCAGUUGCAGCUCCUCCCAAUCGUGACCACAGUCCUAUGGAUGAGCUCUCCAUCAAAUCCGAGCUUGUGAUCAUGGAGACAAACAGUCCGGAUCCCAGCAAGGAUCAGCCGGAUGCAGACAACAUCAAGAUGUUCGUUGGCCAAAUACCAAAGACCUGGGAUGAGCCGCGUCUCCGGCAGAUGUUCGAGCAGUUUGGACCCGUUCACACGCUGAAUGUCCUGCGGGACAAGGUCACGUCGAUUAGCCGAGGGUGCUGUUUUGUCACCUACUAUACAAGAAAGGCCGCCCUGCGCGCCCAGGAUGCGUUGCACAACAUCAAGACCUUGGACGGGAUGCACCAUCCCAUUCAGAUGAAGCCGGCGGAUAGUGAGAACAGAAACGAGCGGAAACUCUUCGUCGGCAUGCUGAACAAAAAGUACACCGAGGCCGAUGUGCGUCAGCUCUUCACCGGCCACGGAACCAUCGAGGAGUGCACCGUGCUCAGGGAUCAGGCAGGCCAGAGUAAAGGCUGUGCCUUCGUCACAUUCGCUACCAAACAAAAUGCCAUUGGGGCGAUUAAGGCCCUCCACCAAAGUCAGACCAUGGAGGGCUGUUCGGCCCCGUUGGUCGUCAAGUUCGCAGACACGCAGAAGGAGAAGGACCAAAAGAAAAUGCAGCAGCUUCAUGCUUUCUGCGGCAUCAAUGCACUGACAGGACCCACGGCUAGCGGAGCUUCUGCUGCGGCUGCCACGCCCACUGCCAAUGCAGCCACGGCCCUGAUAGCCACCACACCCUCAGCGGCCCGGCCGAAUCCAUCGAUGGCCGCCGCUUUGGCAGCAGUACCCCCAGUGCAGCAGGCGGGAGCACCGGCCCAAUCGGCUCUCGUUCAGGUGCCCUCGUCCGCCGCCCUCAAUGCGUCCUUGGCGCCAGCCCUGCUGGCUAGCAAUCCGCAUCAGGGUGCAGCAGCAGCAGCGGCGGCAGCUGCCGCUUACUUGGGAACAGACCCAGCGACGGCGGCUCACCUGCAGCUGUACCAGCAGCUCCACGGAUACGGACUGAGUCCGGCACACUAUAUGCCAGGACUAAAUUUCCACCACCCAUCGGAUAACAGUGCCCACCACAGCCAGCACCCACAGUCACAGUCACACCCAUCAGGUGGCGCCGCCGGGAGUGCAGCAUCCGCAGCAGCCGCAUCUUUAUCGGCUGCCGUCGCAGCAGCAGCAGCAGCACCUCUCCCACUUGGCGGCGGCGGCGGCGGCCCAUCACCAUCCGCACCACCCACAGGCAGCAGCGGCGGCGGCGGCAGCAGCAGCAGCGGCAGCGGCAUCGGGAUCCCUACCGCCGGGCAUGCUCCUGGCACUGGACUGCUCGCCGCUCCAUCCCUGUCUAUGCAGAAUCUGGUAGCCCUGCUAGCCACACCCACUGCCCACGCCCACGCCCAAGCCCACGCCCACCAUCCGAUGACCAUCGCCCAUCACAGCCAGAGCAGCAGCGGGAACAGCAGCCUGCACCACCAGCGUUUGGCCUAUGCCGCCGCCCAACAACAGCAACAGCAGCCACCUCCCUCGGCGACGGCCUUCAACAUGUCGCAACUGAUGGCCACGCCCACCCAGCAGGUGGGCGGCGGCCAAACGCUGACCCUGAACGCGCUGUGGCCCCCGAGUGCCGCCGAUCCCUAUACCCCCUCCCUGAGUGGACUGACAAAUGGAGCCGCCGCCUAUGGAGCCGCCCAGCCCCUGACUGCCAGCGCUCUUCAAGCGGCAGCAGCGGGCGUGGCGGGCAAACAAAUCGAGGGUCCAGAUGGCAGCAACCUCUUCAUUUAUCACCUACCUCAGGAGUUCAUUGACACGGAUCUCGCGUCGACAUUUCUGCCCUUCGGCAAUGUCUUGUCGGCCAAGGUGUUCAUCGAUAAGCAGACCAACCUGUCCAAGUGCUUCGGCUUCGUCUCCUACGACAAUCCGCACUCGGCCAAUGCGGCCAUCCAGGCGAUGCAUGGCUUUCAGAUCGGCACCAAGCGCCUGAAGGUCCAACUGAAACGUUCCAAGGAUGCGGCCAAGCCGUACUAGCUACUACCUAGCUGCUAAGGUGGCCUAAAGGGGCGUGGCCAAGGGCCAGCAUACAGUCACAACCAAUUCACAACAGACAAUGGAUAAAACUAGCUUAAGCAAUUGUGCCUUUUAUUAGCAGCAACGUUCUGAAACCAAAGGACCAAUUACAAAAAUGUAUCUGAUAAGUGAAUAGAAACCUAAAGCAAAUAGAAAAAAAAGGCUUACAAAUAAAGUUCUCGAGUGCACAAAAAUGAACCGCAAAAACAACCCUUAACCAAAGAAGUAGCUUAAAAGUUGCAUCCUUGUUGUAAUCACAUUUGCUGAAACACAACCAUCAACCAUUUUUCAUCAAGCCCUAAUCUAAACUAAUCAACGUGGUCGGCAAACAAGUCCUAAAAGUAAAAACUAAAAACCAAAAUAAAAUCCAGAAAUUUGAAGCUGCCUUGUGUGUGGCGCCAAAGUAUUUAUCAAAGCCAAAUAGUUAAGCAAACAAAUAAAAAACAAGGGGAAACAAAAAAAAGGAACACAGCAAAUUCAGAGGAAAAUAUAAACUUAUAUUUUGCACACACGAAACAAUUUAGUAAAUUAAUAUUUAGUUAAGAGUUAAGGUAAUAAAUUUAAAUACAAACAAACAAAAAACAUUCGAAAUUCCGUUCGUAGUGAGAAACAUUCAAAGGGUUAGCUACAAAGUAAAGCAAA
This is a messenger RNA of Drosophila kikkawai, 4002 nucleotides long. NCBI's taxonomy places the organism in Eukaryota, Metazoa, Arthropoda, Insecta, Diptera, Drosophilidae. The record is from RefSeq and is a predicted model, not a curated record.